AUGCGUGCAAAUGGCACAGAGCUGCCAUUAAAAUCAACGGUGGAUCUGUCCUGCUGGCUAAACAGGAGUUCCAACAGUUCGAACUGUGACAUAGUUCUGUUACAAAACCACUCCAUUAUCAGUAGCGGCAGCUCUCCGAAAUCUUCAAUCAGGACCCAGAUUCUACUGAAUACUUUUGGGAAGCAGACAUUUGAAUGCAAGUGCAAAGGAUCGAGAUUACAGCUCAUAUGUGGAAUUUAUGUUUUUGUUGGAAUCGCUCCAGAUCAACCAAAAAAUGUAUCAUGCGCUCAGUAUGGAAAAUAUGGACGCACCAUUUGUGCUUGGGAUAAAGGAUAUUAUACCUAUCUGAUUACUAUCUAUACAUUAUGGGUAACAAAUGGAACAGCCUUGGGAGAAAAAAUUAGCACUACAGAUCACACAGUAGAUCUCAGAAAAAAGCUGGACUUUGAAACUACUUAUACAAUUGUGGUUGAAGCCACAAAUAAACUUGGGAGCAAUUCUUCUGAACCAAUGCAGUUCACAUUAAUAGACAUUGUGAAGCCUCACCCUCCUGUGGACCUCUCAGUAAGAUGUGAUGCCUUUGCUCCCCAAAAUUGCACCAUCUUAUGGCAAGAUCCGCAAGAAACACAGUGCUUUAGACUGAGAUACCAACCAAUCCACAGUAAUUCCUGGAUUACGCUUGAAAAUAUAAAUACUAGAAGGUAUGAUCUUCAUGGCCUACAGCCGAAGAUAAAAUAUGAGUUCCAAGUUUCCUGCAGGCUUCUUCUGGAAGAAGGUUUAUGGAGUGACUGGAGCCCUGCAUUUCAAACAGAAGCAGUGCCGUUCGAACCUGUUGAUGUCUGGUAUUUAAAGAAGGAGGUCUCUUCUGAAAUGCAGAACAUUACUCUCUUCUGGAAGUCAGUAAAUGUAUCAGAAACGAUAAGCAAAAACUUUUGCUAUCAAGUGAUAUUUCAAAACCUCAACCAGAUGCCACCCAGAAAUGCAGAAAUGAGUAUGACCACCCACACUGCUUUCUCGCACAUCUCCCUAAAGGUGGAUUAUAACAUAUCACUUAAUUCUAAGAAUUCGCGGGGAGUAUCCCCAUCUGUCUACAUAACCACAAAAUUGGGAAUUACAGAACUGCUACCACCUAACCAGGUCUCUGCCACAUCCAUGGACGAGAGAAUCGUUGUUAAAUGGAAAGCACCUUCAGCACCACCCUCUUUCAUCAAUGGAUAUGUAGUUGCAUGGGUAGAGGUCCCUCAAGACUAUCCCAGGAACACCUCCCCCAAAUGGUUUAAAAUUCCUGUUUCUAAUAGCACAGUAAUAAAAGAGAAUUUAAAGCCCAACAUAUGCUACCACAUCAGUGUGUUUGCGCUCUAUCAGGCCAGAGCAGGAAAAGCAGCUGUGACCACAGAAAAUAUCUCAUCAAAAGGUAACCAUAACUGGGAGCAGCAGGGAUGCGUGCACGCUGCUCAUAUAAUCAACUUUUUCACAAAGAUUUCCUUUGUAGCCCCAUUAACAGGACCUCAGAUUGUGAAUGUAGCUGUGAAAAAUGGGAGCAUUUUGGUAUCCUGGAGAGAAGUUCCAGAACGUCAGCGGAUGGGAUGUAUCACUAGUUACAAGAUUUAUUUGCAGAAACAAUUCUUUUCUGUACCGCCAGAUGUCCAUGGUAGUGGGGGUGGGCAACUUUCAGUCAAGGAACUAACAAAUCAGAUAAAUAAGCUAACACUUUCAGUCAGGAAUUAUAGGUAUUCCUCUGUGUCCAAAGAAAUGGACACUGCCUUAAAUCACAAAGGCAAAGAUAUGCAUCUUGAUCUGAUAAUAGCUUAUGCUAUGAAACAAUUGUUCUUUCACCUUUUUAUUUUUCCAGAGAUCUCUAAACCAGCCUCACAGCCCUUUCAUAUAAAAAACAUAGAGGCUGGUGCUUCCUAUGUUAUUUGGAUGACGGCUUCUACAAAUGCUGGAGAAAGCCCAAAAGGGAACGAAGAGCUGAUCUACAUAAAAACAGAUGGAUUUAUAGAUGUUUCUGACCGGGUUCCAAUUGUAGCUAUUUUCAUUAUUAUUGGACUUUCAGUCUUCAUUUGCUGUGUACCCAUUGUUCGGCAAAAGUAAGUGAUCAUAAAUUUUUUUUAGAUGUUUUUUUUCUUUUUUCUGUUCAAUCAUGUCUAGUUCUCAGAGAUUGCCUGGGACAAGUUUUCUUGGCAAGGUUUUUCAGAAGUUUCUUUGUCUUUAUUGUCUCCUUCCCAAGGCUGAGAGAAACUUGACUGGCCCAAGGUCACCCAGCGGUUUUGGACCUAAGGCUGGACUAGAACUCACAAUCUCCGGGUUUUUGGUUUGAUGCUUUAACCAGUGUUUCCCAAACUUGA
Crotalus tigris (Tiger rattlesnake) is the source of this 2348-nucleotide messenger RNA. RefSeq names its product interleukin 12 receptor subunit beta 2 (gene IL12RB2). Gene Ontology annotation, biological process: cytokine-mediated signaling pathway. Gene Ontology annotation, molecular function: cytokine binding; cytokine receptor activity. Bases 1 to 2094 code for a protein of 697 amino acids. Lineage: Eukaryota; Metazoa; Chordata; Lepidosauria; Squamata; Viperidae. The record is from RefSeq and is a predicted model, not a curated record. The transcript is spliced from 14 exons. Gene Ontology annotation, cellular component: signaling receptor complex; external side of plasma membrane; membrane.